This is a messenger RNA of Salvelinus sp. IW2-2015, 1416 nucleotides long. The record is from RefSeq and is a predicted model, not a curated record. NCBI's taxonomy places the organism in Eukaryota, Metazoa, Chordata, Actinopteri, Salmoniformes, Salmonidae.
AUGACUACCUCUCGAGUGUCCAUCCACUUCACAAAGAGCAGCCCAUCUUUACGGAUCCAUCUCAUGGUACCCCGCUCAGCCCGCUUAGGCAUGUCAUUCACCCUGGUUUUUGGAAAGCCCACUCUGUUGGUCCGAAUGGUGCCACAGGCCCACAUCUCCAGCUUCCUCAGAACAGAGUGCCAACGGUCCUCCUCCGCUCUGGCAGGUUCCACGCUGGAAGCUCUGGACGGUUCCACGCUGCCCUUCCUCCGCUUCUUUGCCGCUGGCUUACCACCCCUUGAUGGCCGGGUGGGGGUAGGGGAAUUGAUCAAACCUGGCGACAAGAAGUGUGUCCUGAAUGAGGGGAUGCCCAUACACCGCCGACCGUUUGAAAAGGGACGCCUCAUUCUCCUCUUUUCGGUGGUAUUCCCCGCAGCCAACUUCCUCCCCAAGCACAAGCUGAAGGAGCUAGAGCACUACCUUCCUGCCAAGAGUGAGGCGGAGCAGCCCGAGAGUAUGGACGACAACCUCUACAUCUACGCCGACCUGGAAGACUGCGACCCGGCCAGAGUAAGACGCAGUCAAUACCACUACAUGGUGGAGGAUGACUACCCAUCUGCUGGUGGGGUCCAGUGCCAGACCUCAUAAGCCCCCUCACCUCUAACCCCAGGCCCCUCUGGAUACAUGCACAAUCUGCAUAUACAUUUUUUAUUCUCUCAACUUACAAUGCUAACUGCUGUGCUGAAGAGGUCCUUUGGGCCGGAUACCUGGAUCUACGUUCCAAUGCGACUCGGCUGCCUUUUACUUGGAUCGUGUGCCUGAGUGGCUGAAAUGGAUUUCUGGUUAAAUUCCUUAGAUUGAGAUUUUGGAAGCGCUAUGGAUGCUGUCACUGACUUUUUUUUAAAGUGUUUGUAUAUUAGCAGGUUUUGAACACCCGCUGUCUUUGCUUUGACGUCACGGUGAGUACCGUUGGCAAAAAAUAUAUAUAUAUWUUUUUUUKGGCAUCCAAAGGUCACGAAAGAAGAUAGUUGGAAGCUAUAAUUCAUGUUGCCUAAUUGAAUCCUCGCAGUGAAGAACCAUAUAGGCCUUUGUGCAUAUUGUUCCAUUUUAGAAUAAUUAAAUGUUUUUGUAUUCCACAUUAGCAUAGUUGAAAGAUACUUGCCAAAUAUUACACUAUUUAGUUUUUAUUCAUUUUUAAUAAUGAUGUAAUGAUGCAUGUUUAUCUCCAUUUCAUGAAAUGCACAUUGACCUUGUGGUUCUUCAUCCGAAUCAUCCUAUCUUCUGUAGUAUGGCAUACUUGGUUAUGUUCAACUGAUGAUGGAAAAAGUUAUUUACCCCAUUUGUACGAUCUAGAGUUGUCUAAUCUGUUUAAUUCUACCACUCUUCAUGGGAAUUAGUCAAACUGUAAAUAAACUUUCAAUAGGCAUCAAGCCGUUC